Molecule: messenger RNA, 633 nt
Organism: Gavia stellata (red-throated loon)
Lineage: Eukaryota; Metazoa; Chordata; Aves; Gaviiformes; Gaviidae
Gene: PTGES
Product: prostaglandin E synthase
Biological process (GO): prostaglandin biosynthetic process
Cellular component (GO): membrane
Molecular function (GO): prostaglandin-E synthase activity
Source: RefSeq, a predicted model, not a curated record
AUGGGAGCACUCAGCCCGCACUGGGCGGGACUGGGGAGUCUGGGAGUGCUGCCACGGAGGGGUGGGCUGUGGGAUCGGGACGGAGGGAACGCAGGAGCACAGUUGGAUGUGGCUGAGAGCCCUCUCGCAACCCAAGCAAGAUCUCCGCUGGCUGUGAGUGCUGCAGGCGACCGAGCGGCACCUUCCCCCAAAAUGAUGGAAAACAAAGUGUUUAUGUCAUUCACAUUCUACAGCACAAUCUUGAUUUUAAAAAUGUAUGUUGUUGCCAUCAUUACGGGACAAGUGAGACUCAGAAAGAAGGCAUUUGCAAACCCGGAGGAUGCGCUGCGCAAUGGGGGGCUGCAGUACUACCGUGAGGACCCCGAUGUGGAGCGGUGCCGCAGGGCCCACCGCAAUGACAUGGAGAAUAUCUUUCCCUUCCUCUUCCUUGGAGCCGUCUACUCCCUGCUGGAUCCCAGUCCCGCAGUGGCCAGGAUCCACUUCUUCAUCUUCUGCGUGGGGCGUAUCAUCCACACCGUCGCCUAUCUCCUGCAGCUGAAGGCGCCUACGCGCUCUGUGGCCUAUGGCGUGGCGCAGCUGCCCUGCUUCUCCAUGGCUCUGCAGAUCCUCCUUGCCACCACCCCGUACUGGUAA